Messenger RNA from Trichomonas vaginalis G3, 2055 nucleotides. Its product is annotated as protein of unknown function, DUF4106 family. The transcript has a single exon. The record is from RefSeq and is a predicted model, not a curated record. The annotation marks the transcript as partial. NCBI's taxonomy places the organism in Eukaryota, Parabasalia, Trichomonadida, Trichomonadidae.
AUGCCACGUAAGCUACGUAAGAAUAUACGUAAGAGGAAGAGAGCAUUGAAACAUCCAAUAGUAAAACUGACACCACAACAACAGUUGCAACAACAAAUGAUGAAUGACCCCACUAUGUUGCAACAAAUGUCAAGCAACCCUAUGCUUUUAAACCGAGUUAUUGGUGCACAGAGUGGAGGUUUAAGAGCGGCACUUUUAGCGAAAAUGGCAGGCUAUGGUGGAGCUGCAGACGGAACAGCUUAUAACCCUCAAAGUCAAAUGAAUUUGAGUUCACUCAAAAAUCAAAUAACAGAUGUCAAAAAGUCAAACAUAGACAUACAGAAACAAAUAAGUGAAAACGAAAAGAAACUAGAAUAUGACAGACACACAAAGAAACUCAAUGAGUUAAACGUAGAGAAAAAGAAGAAAGAAGAACAACUGAAAGAACUAAGUACAGAGGAAUAUGCAAAAAAAGUGUCAGAAAAAGCAGCAGAAGUAGCAAAAAUGGAACAAGAUGUUAUAAAUUUGAAAAACCAUACUACUCAAUAUAAAGUACUGAAAGAUGAAGAGAUAAAACAAAAAGCCCUGAAGACAUAUAUGGAUAGCGAUGAGUAUAAAAAAGAAGUUGAAGCAAAUGUAAAGGCAGAAAAACUUUUACAGUUGCAAAACCAAACCGUACAGUAUGAAAACUUAGCACAAGAAAGUAAAAAUAACGACGCAGCCAUGCAAAAGGCAAUGAAAAGCGCAGAAUAUAUAAAAGCUAAUAAUGACUGGUUAGAUGCCCAAGCCAACGCCAAAGCAGCCCAACUUAUAGGGUCAAUAAGGACAAAAAUACAAGCGGAUGAAGACAGUUCAAAUGAAGCUUUAAUGAAUGCUGACUUUAAGAACGCCUUCGAAGCUCUUCAUAGUAAGGUGAAACUAGUGAACGACUUCUCAUCUGGAAAGAAACUGAAGUCUGAAGGUUUCGACAACGAGUUAAGAGAAGUAGCACAAAAUAUGACGAAAAUAACAGAUGCAGCAACGAGACAGGCAGUUCAAAGUGCCUAUGACUCCGUUAGAGCAACUGUUGUGGAAAGUCAAGAAAAAGAGUUACAACAGACCAAAACAGACCUAGUAAAUGCUUUCUUAAAAACGAAAAGUCAGGUAGGACAUUAUGCUGCAGAUGGAACAUAUGUGCCAGCUGGUGGAACUUAUAUACCACCAAACCCUCCAAGAGAAGCACCUGCACCAGGACUACCUAAAACAUUUACAUCGUCACAUGGACACAGACACAGGCAUGCACCAAAACCAACACAACAACCAACACAACAACCAACAGUUCAAAACACUGCACCACAACCAACAGUUCAAAAUACUGCACCACAACCAACAGUUCAAAACACUGCAGCACAACCAACAGUUCAAAACACUGCACCACAACCAACAGUUCAAAAUCCAGCACCACAACCACAAACAGAGCAAGGACAUAAAAGAAGUAGAGAACAAGGAAACCAAGAAUUCUUAAAAAUGCUUAAGGAAAAUUAUGGUUACCCAGAUACUCUUGACUUUAGUGACAGAUAUAAAGAAGCUAUUAGAAAGUUCAAGGAAGGAAAUACUGACCCGAACCUAUUUAGCUUUAUGGUUCAGCACCAAAUGGGAUAUAAUUUCAAACCUGGAAAAUACAAGCUCGCUAAGGGAUAUGAUUUAAUAGCAUAUCAUCCAAAUGACAUGGAUGAAUUUACUCCGAGAUAUUUGGUGUCAGAGAUAAAUGAUAAUUCAACUAUCUUCAUGAAACGCGUAAAAAAUAGAGACGGAACGAAAGAAGAAAGGGUUAUGAAUGCGGAUGGCUUAAAUAGGGAACUUGUUAAAAACGGUCUCGGAAUAUAUGAAAUGCCAGCAGAUGAGGUACAAGAAACUCCACAGGAAGAAGUUCAGAUACAACCAGACAUGGAAGAAAUAGUUCAGCAACAACAGCUAGAAGAGCCAGAAGGAAACGAACAAGUCCCUCCUUUGGAAACUAACUUCACAGAACUAGAUGAAGAUUUGGAACAGCCGAAAAAUCUUGACCCUCAACAAGAGUAUGCGGAGAAUAUGGAA